AUGUCUUCCAUAGGUCCACAAAUUCCAGCACACCUUCUUCCAACCGUCGCAUCAGCCGAGGAUUCUGACGAAGACGACGAUUACACACCGGCUCUGCCACCCGACCUUGCUGCCUCCCGCACAGCUGGGCCCUCGUUGCCCUCACAGAGCAAAUCGAAUACACCGCCUCCAAAACGACAAUACGUAGGACCAUCAUUACCUCGCUCGCAAGCUCCUUACGAUGAUGACUCGGAUUCAGAUGUUGGACCUCAACCACUUCCUGCAACUUGUGCUUCGCGAAUAGAAGGAAAGUCAGGCGUGGAAGAGUUCUUGGAGAGGGAGGAAAGAAGAAGGAAACUUCAGGAAGAGGCGAGCAAGCCGAAAAAGCUUCAACGGGAGGAGUGGAUGCUUGUACCUCCAAAAAGUGGCGACUUAUUGGCGUCGCUUGACCCGACGAAAGUCAGGCCUCGUCAGUUCGCACGUAGUGCUGCACCAUCACGGGACAAUUCUGGAUCCUCCCUUUGGACCGAGACACCUGCGGAAAAACAGCAACGCCUUGCUGACGAAGUUGCUGGACGGAAACGACGUGCAGCAAAUGCGCCACCAGAGGAGGACUCGCAUGAGAUAGCUAAGCGACGGCGACGGGAUGAGGAGAUUCGUAGAGGAGUCGAGGAGCACACACGCAAUGCUCGUGGUUCAGCCCUUGUCGAGUCACAUAUAGAACGAGAAAAAGAGGAGGAGACGCACAAGAAGAAUGAACCCUCGGUUAUCUGGGAUCAUGAACGCGAUAUGUCUCUAGGUGGACGGCUUAUGGACGAUAAACAGAGGCAGAAGAUGCUUCGGGAUGCCAAAGGACUGGGAGAGCGUUUCGGUAGUGGGAGCAGCGGAGGUUUUCUGUGA
This is a messenger RNA of Suillus subaureus, 879 nucleotides long. RefSeq lists its product as uncharacterized. The record is from RefSeq and is a predicted model, not a curated record. Lineage: Eukaryota; Fungi; Basidiomycota; Agaricomycetes; Boletales; Suillaceae. The coding region runs from base 1 to 879 and encodes 292 amino acids. The transcript has 3 exons.